Molecule: messenger RNA, 1692 nt
Organism: Yamadazyma jaroonii
Lineage: Eukaryota; Fungi; Ascomycota; Pichiomycetes; Serinales; Debaryomycetaceae
Source: the annotation of a GenBank genome assembly
AUGUUACAAGAUCCAAGUGUGAAGUAUAAGGCAUUCCCACCAAUAAAUUUGCCCAAUAGACAAUGGCCCUCCAAGGUUUUAAACAAACCUCCUAGAUGGUUGAGUACUGAUUUAAGAGAUGGUAACCAAUCAUUACCUGAUCCAAUGUCAGUUGAAGAGAAGAAAAUCUACUUCAAGAAAUUAGUGGAAAUCGGUUUCAAAGAAAUUGAAGUUGCAUUCCCUUCAGCAUCUCAAACUGAUUUUGAUUUCACCAGAUGGACUAUUGAAAAUUGUCCUGAUGAUGUUAGAAUUCAAGUUUUGAGUCCUUGUAGAGAAGAUUUAAUCAGAAGGACAAUUGAAAGUUUACAAGGUGCUAAGAAAGCUACAGUUCACAUUUAUUUAGCUACUUCAGAUUGUUUCCGUAGGGUUGUCUACAAAAAUACCAAAGAAGAAUCAAUUGAGUUGGCCGUGAAGUGUGCUAAAUUGAUCAAAUCUUUGACUAAAGAUGUGAAAUCUGAAACAAGUUGGAACUUUGAAUUCAGUCCUGAAUUUUUCAGUGACUCAGGUUUGGAUUUUACUAUUGAAAUCUGUAAUAAUGUUGCAAAAGCUUGGGAACCAACUGUCGAAGAACCUAUUAUUUUCAAUUUACCUGCAACAGUGGAGAUGUCUACUCCUAAUGUGUAUGCUGAUCAAAUUGAGUACUUUUCCUCUCACAUCAAUGAUCGUGAAAAGAUUUGUAUUUCCUUACAUCCUCAUAAUGAUAGAGGAUGUGCCGUUGCUGCUGCUGAAUUAGGACAAAUGGCUGGUGCUGAUAGAGUUGAAGGUUGUCUCUUUGGUAAUGGUGAAAGAACCGGUAACGUCGAUUUAGUUACCUUAGCAUUAAACUUGUAUACUCAAGGUUACAGUCCAAAAUUGGACUUUUCUGAUAUUUCGUCAGUCAUUGAUAUAGUUGAAAGGUGUAACAAGAUUCCUGUUCAUCCAAGAGCACCAUACGGAGGUUCUUUGGUCGUCUGUGCAUUCAGUGGAUCUCACCAAGAUGCUAUUAAGAAAGGUUUUGUUGAUCACGAACAACAAUUGAAGAAUACCAAGGAUUUGACUUGGGAAGUUCCUUACUUACCGUUAGAUCCUAAAGAUAUUGGAAGAACUUAUGAAGCUAUCAUCAGAGUUAAUUCUCAAAGUGGUAAAGGUGGUUCUGCUUGGGUUAUCUUAAGAAACUUGGAAUUAGAUUUACCAAGAGGUUUACAAAUUGAUUUCUCUAAAGUAGUCCAGGAUGUCGCUGAUUCUAAAGGAAGAGAAUUGACUAACUUGGAAUUAUGUGAAUUAUUCAAGAAUAACUACUGCAUUUUGUGGGAUGGUAUUAAUGAUAAAUAUCCAUACAAAUUAAUUGAUUAUUCUUUAUCCUCCUCUAAGGAUAAGAACAGAUCAAUUUCAGUUGAUUUGGAAGUUGACGGCAAGAGUACCACCAUUAACGGUAGUGGUAAUGGUCCAAUUUCUGCUUUUAUCAAUGCUAUAAAGAAUAAUUUAUCAAUUGAUUUAGACGUAAAGAAUUAUCAUGAACAUUCCUUGGGUGAUUCUUCUAACUCAAAAGCUGCCACUUACAUUGAAGUAUCAGUUGACGGUAAAGAUAAGAUAUGGGGUGUUGGAAUCAAUGAAGAUGUUUCAUUUGCAUCAUUCUUGUCAUUGGUUUCGAUUUUGAAUGGAUUGAAAAAAUGA